Messenger RNA from Entrophospora candida, 1794 nucleotides. The record is from the annotation of a GenBank genome assembly. NCBI's taxonomy places the organism in Eukaryota, Fungi, Glomeromycota, Glomeromycetes, Entrophosporales, Entrophosporaceae.
AUGGAAUUGGAGUUGCAAGAAAACAUGAAAAGAAUUAUAAUUCAUAAUGGUCAUAAUGGCAAUAUUGGAAACGUCGUUGAUCAGAACAAUAACUGGAAAAGAACACCAUCUUUACCUUUUGAGCUUCUCAGUAUAGAAAUAGCACCAUUUACAUCAUCAUCGUCAUCGUCACAACCCAGUUAUAACAAUGCACCGCCAUUAUUAGACUAUUUAGCUUAUUUAAGACAAGUAGACUUUAAAAAAGUUUAUAAAGCAACUAGAUUUUGGUUAAAUUUGCCAAAGAAAAGUAUGGAGGAACCGUUUGGAAUUUCGGUAAAAAGGAGACAAAUCAAUCAAGCAAAUGCGAUCGUGAAAGAAUUAGGAAUAUUAUUUUUAAAUUUUGCUCAAAUUAAUAAUUUAACGAUUGAUAUUAGAGAUUUUGAUUAUGAUUUAGCAACAGAUAUUCAUGAUUGUAUUUCUUGGCCAACAUAUCCUUUACUUAAUCGGAAUAGUUAUUACAAUAGUAGUAAUGAGAAUAUUGAAAUUAAUGACGAGAACAUUGAACGUGAUAAUAGCACUAUUACUGUUAAUAAUACACAUAAUGCUAGUAAUGAAGUGGUAUUGAGGUCAGAAAUUCGAGAAUUUUUAUGUGCGGGACAAUUUGAUAAAGACAAAAUUUUAGAGGAAAUGACACCUAUAUGCAAAGAUAUUGAAAUCUUAAGUUUACAUGACUCUAGUGGUACCUCAUCAGAUUCAUUAGCAAAUUUUAUAAUGGUUCAAAAAAGAUUAAAGAAAUUUAUUUUAACAGAUUGGCAUUUGAACACUCAAAAUAUUUUCUCUGCUAUUGCAACACAAUCAAAAACCUUAAAACAUUUUGAAAUUAUAAAUUGUAACUUGCCAAUAAGAGUCGUUGACAAGAUAAAUGAAUAUAAAGAUUGGUUGUUUGAAAAUUUAACAAAAUGCCACAAAUUGGAAUUUUUAAAAAUAGAAAAAUGUCGAAAUUUAUCAUCAAUAGUAAUGGAACCUUUAGCAAAAGUUGGAUUAAAAAAUCUAAAAGUUUUAAUUAUCGACAACUAUAUUAACGAUUAUAAUGAUGAUGAUUGGGAUUGGAAUUUAUCAGAACUACAAUCACUAAUAAUAAAAUCACACGAUACAUUGAUUGAAAUUGAUUUAAAUGUAAAUUUAAAAAUUCAUACAAAUAUUCUAGAAACAAUUGGAAACAAUUGUUCGAAUUUAUCAAAGCUAAGUAUAGCAAUUACAGGAGACCAAGAAUUAAAAAAUUUGAUAAGAUUAUUUGAAAGAUCUUUGUUGAAAAAAUUGGUUGAAUUGAGAAUACAAAGAAAAAAGGAAACUUUUUCUAAUACCGCCUUAAGAAGCACUUCAACACCUUCAACGGUAUUUGAAGUUAAACAAUCCCUAAUUGAAUUAGGGAAUAGUUUACCAUCAUCAAUAAAAUACAUAGAAUUGAAUAGUAUGAUGUUUAAUUAUAAGAGCUGGGAAGAAUUUCUAAAUGUUUGUCCGACUUCUAUUGAACAUUUAGCAUUCAAUACGAUGCAGGAUCAAACUAAAUACAAGAAUUUAAUUGAAAAAUAUGCAAAAAAACAUGACAAGCGCUUAAAAUGCAAAGAUUUAAGUGAAUAUUCAUGGCUAUCACCAAAAUAUAUAAUGAGAGUGGAAUUUGGAAAGAAGAAACAAUUUUUAGAAGGUUUCUUAUCGUUAAUUAGAUUUGAUGGAAAAAUUAAACCUUACAAAGAAACUGUUGAUAUAAGAGUAUAUGAAGAGCUUCAUCAAUAUCAUCUUACUGGUAUAUGGUAA